AUGGCUGAUGUUGGCCAGGAGGCAUUCCAACAACAUCUUCUACUCCACCUCGGAUUUUCGAUUUGCACGCUCGAACAGGUUCUUGGGUUAUCCCAGCGGUAUAGCCGAGACAGUCCACCCUUGUGUAGCCUUGGAUUUACCGGCUUGUUGGACGACGUUGGUCUCGAAAGCUUCUCGUGCCUAAGAUUGCAUUCUUUGGAUGAAGUUGAUUGGCAAGCAGCAGUCGAGAUCAUUGUAUCUUUCUUUUCCUUUUCUUCUGCUGGUCAAGGGCACCGCAUUGCAAGCGCAGCCUAUACCUCUCAGCAGUAUAUUACACCGCUGAGCGGUAUUUGCAAACGCAAGCAUAUUGGAUAUGUGCGGCGUUUAUUUGUCUGUAAGUACCAUCUGUAUAUAUGUAUUCUAUAA
Molecule: messenger RNA, 405 nt
Organism: Trichoderma gamsii
Lineage: Eukaryota; Fungi; Ascomycota; Sordariomycetes; Hypocreales; Hypocreaceae
Exons: 1
Coding region: 1-405 (134 amino acids)
Source: RefSeq, a predicted model, not a curated record